AUGGAUGCUUUAAUACCUGUUCUCAACAAACUACAAGAUGUUUUUAACACUGUUGGAUCUGAGACCAUUCAACUUCCACAAAUUGUGGUCGUUGGUUCACAAAGUGCUGGUAAAAGUUCUGUUCUUGAAAAUCUUGUUGGUCGAGAUUUUCUCCCACGUGGUGCUGGAAUUGUUACCCGAAGACCAUUGACAUUACAAUUAGUAUAUACUCUACCAGAAGAUAAAGAAAUGCAAUGUAAUCAUUUAGGAGUAUCCGUACCCAAAGAAGAUGAAUUUGCAGUAUUUGCACAUAUCAAAGGAAAAGUUUAUACAGAUUUUAAUGAAGUACGACAAGAAAUUGAAACCGAAACAGAUCGUCUUGGAGGGAAAAAGAAUAUCUCAAAUGAACCGAUCAUAUUGAAAAUAUAUUCACCAAAAGUUGUUACAUUAUCACUUAUCGAUUUACCGGGAUUAACAAAAAUACCAGUCGAAGAUCAACCAGUUGAUAUUGAACAACAAGUACGAAAUCUAAUCAUGCAUUAUAUAACAAAUCCAAAUUGUAUUAUACUUGCAAUAACACCGGCAAAUGUCGAUUUUUCAACAUCAGAAGCUGUCAAAUUUGCAAAAGAAAUAGAUCCAGAAGGCAGACGUACAUUAGCUGUUUUAACGAAACUUGAUCUUAUGGAUCGUGGAACAGAUGCUUACGAUGUUCUUUGUGGACGAAUUAUACCCGUUAAAUUAGGAAUUAUCGGUGUUGUUAAUCGUAGUCAAGAAGAUAUUCACAAGAAAAAACCAAUUGAAGAAGCUUUACGUUACGAAGCAGCAUUUUUACAAAAAAAUUAUCCUUCUAUAGCAAGUCGGAAUGGAACACCGUUUCUUGCAAAAACAUUGAAUAGACUAUUGAUGCAUCAUAUUCGCGAUUGUCUGCCAGCAUUAAAAACACGUAUAAAUGUGAUGGUAUCACAAUUUCAAACUUUAGUCAGUUCAUUUGGUGAACCCAUUGAAGAUAAGGGUAGAUUAUUACUUCAAAUUAUCACUAAAUUUGCUUCAUCUUAUUGUGCAACGAUCGAAGGAACAGCAAGAAACAUUGAAGUUGCUGAAUUGUGUGGAGGAGCAAGAAUUUGUUAUAUAUUUCAUGAAACAUUUGCACGAGCUUUAGAUUCAUUAAAUCCAUUAGAUACACUAACUACAUUUGAUAUAUUAACAGCCAUUAGAAAUGCAACAGGUCCUAGACCAGCAUUAUUUGUACCUGAGAUUAGCUUUGAAUUAUUAGUAAAACGACAAAUUAAACGUUUGGAAGAUCCUAGUCAACGAUGUGUCGAACUUGUACAUGAAGAAUUACAACGUAUAAUUCAACAUUGUGGAGCGCAGCAAGAAUUUAUACGUUUUCCGAAAUUACAUGAAAAAAUAGUUGAUGUUGUGACACAGCUACUGCGAAGACGGUUGCCAGAAACAAAUAAAAUGGUUGAAAAUCUUGUGGCUAUCGAAUUAGCCUAUAUAAACACAAAACAUCCAGAUUUUUAUGAAGCCGGUCUUAUUCAUAAAGCAUUGACAGGUGGCGAUUAUCGAACCGAGACUCAACAGCUACAACAAAAAGAACAACAACUACAACGAUCGAAAGAAAUAUCAAGAGGAAAAGAUCAUCGAAGCAUUGAUGAAACAACAGUAAAAUCUAGUCGAACAACAUUAAAUCAUAUUAUAGAUGGAGAAGUCAAUGGUAUUCAUGAAGCAAAUGGCCCCACAUCUACUCCUUACACAUCGAAUGCUGGCAACACGUCUAUAACAACAGCUACAAUUACAACAUCAUCGUCAGGCGAAGGAACAACGAAUAAUCCUAGAAAAUUAUCCUCACGAGAACAACGUGAUUGCGAAGUUAUUGAACGAUUGAUACGCUCAUACUUUUUGAUUGUUAGAAAAAAUAUUCAAGACAGUGUACCAAAAGCUAUCAUGCACUUUUUGGUGAAUUUUAUUAAAGAUAAUUUACAAUCAGAAUUAGUUGCAUCAUUAUAUAAAACUACUGCACAUGAAGAAUUAUUAGAUGAAUCUGGACACAUUGCAACAAGACGGAAAGAUGCACAAGAAAUGCUCGAAGCAUUACAUAAAGCAAAUCAAAUAAUAAGCGAAGUGCGUGAAACUCAUCUUUGGUAA
Didymodactylos carnosus is the source of this 2127-nucleotide messenger RNA. Lineage: Eukaryota; Metazoa; Rotifera; Eurotatoria; Philodinida; Philodinidae. The record is from the annotation of a GenBank genome assembly.